AUGGCAUCACCUGACAUGAUUGGAUAUCCGUUAUUCAUCCUUCUCGACCACCACUUUCUCAACUUCUCUUUCCUCUUCUUCCAGAGUGUCGAGUCUUCGACUGUCGAGCGUCGAGGGGAUUACGAUAGAACAAGCAGAUCAGACUUUCGGGACGGAGCAGACGACGGUGAAGAGCGCGUGUUGGCUGCAGUCGCGUGGCUGUUCCCCGUCUGCUGCGUGUUGUGGACUGCUCCUUCCAGUGUCACACUCCAUUGCGUGACUGCCUCAUCUCGUCUUUGGCUCCUGCCACAAUCACUGGACAAUCAGCUCAGUACCUUCCCUAUUGACACCUACUUGACCUAUUGA
This is a messenger RNA of Sphaerulina musiva SO2202, 345 nucleotides long. RefSeq lists its product as uncharacterized. The record is from RefSeq and is a predicted model, not a curated record. Bases 1 to 345 code for a protein of 114 amino acids. The transcript has a single exon. NCBI's taxonomy places the organism in Eukaryota, Fungi, Ascomycota, Dothideomycetes, Mycosphaerellales, Mycosphaerellaceae.